GCUCUAGCUUGUUCAAUGGAUCGUCAACUCGGGCAAGCGAACUCACUGGAGACUUUCUCUGAGUUUUUUGUUGAUUCUGCUGCCACCACUGCCCACCUUCGCACUCUUCACGGGGAAAAGCUGCUUCCGGUGACAACUUCCAGUCGCUUGUUAAUGGCAGACCAACACAUUAGGCCUUGCUUGGAGAUGGAUAGAUGGGGUACUUUGGUACUUGCAUACAAGACUCUAGGAGUGGUAUUUGGAGGACUUGUAACAUCUCCAUUGUAUGUGUACCCUUCAAUGAAUUUGAAGUCUCCAACAGAAGAAGACUACUUGGGUAUCUUCAGCAUAAUUUUCUGGACUCUUACUCUCAUAGGUGUUGUUAAGUAUGCUAGCAUAGCUCUCAAAGCUGACGAUCAGGGAGAAGGUGGAACAUUUGCCUUAUAUUCAUUACUUUGUAGGCAUAUGAAUAUUGGAAUCCUUUCUUCAAAACAUGCAAGUACAAACUCAAGACUUUCACACUCUAUGGAUGAGGUUACCAAAAAGCAAAGUAAGCUUGGAAUUUUUUUUGAAAGCAGUAUAGUUGCUAGAAGGGUAUUGCUUUUUGUUGCUAUAUUAGGCAUGUGCAUGCUUAUUGGUGAUGGUAUACUUACGCCAGCAAUCUCAGUGUUAUCAGCAAUGGAAGGACUAAGAGCACCUUUUCCUUCUGUGAGCAAAUCACUGGUGGAGGCACUUUCUGCAACAGUAUUAAUUGUUAUGUUCCUGUUGCAAAAGUUCGGCACCAGUCGAGUGAGUUUCGUAUUUUCCCCUAUCAUGGGUAUGUGGACCUUGACUACCCCGCUUGUUGGAAUUUAUAGCAUAAUACAUCAUUAUCCAAGGAUAUUCAAGGCUUUAUCGCCGCAUUACAUCGUCCAUUUCUUUUUGAGAAAUGGAAAGGAAGGCUGGCUGUAUCUUGGUGGCACUGUCCUCUGCAUCACAGGUUCUGAAGCAUUGUUUGCAGAUCUUGGUCAUUUCAACCGGAGUUCCAUUCAGAUAGCUUUCUUGUUUACAAUCUAUCCAUCUUUGGUUCUGACAUAUGCGGGGCAGACUGCGUACCUGAUCAAGAACCCAAACGAUCAUCGUGAUGGAUUCUACAAGUUCAUACCAACUGCAGUCUACUGGCCUAUCUUUAUCGUAGCCACAUCAGCUGCGAUUGUUGCAAGCCAGUCGCUGAUAUCAGCCACAUUUUCUGUAAUCAAGCAAUCUGUGGUUCUGGACUACUUUCCUCGAGUGAAGGUGGUACACACAUCUCGUAGUAAAGAAGGCGAGGUCUACUCCCCAGAAGUGAACUACAUCCUCAUGAUUCUUUGUGUUGCUGUCAUUCUCAUCUUUGGAGAUGGAAAUGAUAUCGGAAAUGCUUUUGGUGUUGUCGUCAGUCUGGUCAUGCUCAUCACCACUAUAUUACUGACCCUUGUGAUGAUCAUAAUAUGGAGAACUCAUUGGGGGCUUGUUGCUCUUUAUUUCUGUGUGUUCUUUGUGAUGGAAGGUGUUUACGUAAGUGCAGUCUGCACUAAAAUCCAUGAAGGUGGAUGGAUUCCUUUUGCCAUAUCCUUUAUCCUUGCUCUUAUUAUGUUUGGCUGGUUUUACGGGAGACAGAGAAAGAUGGAAUAUGAGUUAACUCACAAGAUAACUUUGGACAGACUUGGAAUGCUUCUAUCCGACCCCAGUGUUCAAAGGGUUCCUGGAUUGUGCUUCUUUUACACUAACAUCCAAGAUGGGCUUACUCCUGUUCUUGGACACUACAUAAAAAACAUGAAAUCCCUACAUAAGUUUACUAUAUUCACAACUCUUCAAUACUCAUUGGUUCCUAAGGUUGCUCCACAUGAGAGGAUUGUCAUCAAGAAACUGGGCCUCAAAGGGGUUUAUGGGUGUGUGGUUCAUUACGGCUAUGCAGAUUCCUUAAAUCUUGAUGGAGAUGAUUUUGUAGGACAAGUUACGGAUAGCUUGCAAGUGCAUAUACAGGAUUGCGCAGACGGUCGACCAUCUAGUCCUGUGGAGAUCCAGGAAGAGAUUUCUGAUUUGGAACAAGCAAAGCAGGCUGGUGUGGCUCAUAUCAGAGGGAAGACAAGAUUUUAUAUUGGCAAGAGCUGUAGCUGGUUUGAUAGAAUCAUGCUUGCUUUUUAUGAACUCCUGCACAACAAUUGUCGGUCUGCCCUGCCUGCUCUGGGGGUACCACUACCGCAGCGUAUUGAGGUUGGAAUGCUAUACGAGGCUUGAAAGCAUGAUUUUAUUUUGCAUGUCAUCUCCUUUCCAUGAUAUAAGAAAUAUACAGGUAUACAAUAAAAGAUAAGAAGAAUUACUGAAAUGGUGCCUAUAAAGGAUUUUCUGAACUGGCCCAUUUUUCUGCAUAGCCUUGUUGUAGGUAUUUUCUUGUUGGGAAAAACGCCAUGUUAUUAGCUCGCAUGUGGGCCGGCAAAUAGUAGAUAGAUUGAUGUAGCUGCAUGUUGUAAUGUUUGCCUAUGAGAAUGGAAUGAGAUGUUUGAAAAAUAUUAUCUAAAAAAAAAAAAAAAAAUUUGACUCAGUUUGCCUGUCGAGAUUCAAUAUAUAUAAAACAUGGUCGAACUAUGAACAAUGAAGCGAUGAGAGUGAACAAUGAAGCUUCACAGGUGCCUUAAGACUACUGUGGUUGAGGAGGGUGUCCUAGUCCUGGGGGUCUUUUAAAGAAGCAGAGGUGUUUGGCCACACCCAAUCGAGUGGCAGCUAAGGAAGUAGGCUCGCCUGGGCUAAUGGUUUUUGAGCCAGAUCAAAACCAUCCCUCGUGUUGGAGAGUGAGGAGCACUAGGGCUUCUAACGCCGACUUGGGUUUAGGUGUUAACUCGACUGUCCUUUCGGCUCAACCUCCUACUGCUCUAGUAGCCUCGCCAAAACCUCCUCGAGACACUCUCACUCACUCUGAUGGAGAAUGAAAGGGAAAUCUUAACUUCUCGAGUGGUAUAUUAUUGGAGAAUAGUGUUGCACAGUCAACUGUCAUCAUCUUCGUUCAUAUCCAAACUGUCGCUCCCGCUUCAAGCAUUGUACUAUAUUGAGAGUCUCCCCAAGAACAACCAUGUUUCUCAGUGCUUUCUUGACCUUAAUACUUUCUCCACGUUCCUACGAUUACUGUAAAAAAGCCAAAGUGUCAAGAAUUCUGCAGGUACGGAAAGCUCGGAUGCUUAAGUUAGUUCAUUGGAGAAAAGUGUAUGCCUAAAUACAUAAGAUUUUAGUUUAGGUUUCACACCUGGUGUAAGGGCCUAUUUAUAGGCUGAGACCAGCAGUUCCCCUUGCCUUGGUUUCCUUCUCUUAGUUGAACUAGGAGACCUGGAGAAUCCUCCUUGGAUCGGAAAUCCCACUCCUUUAGGAAGUAGAUUAUUGAUUGGAUUUUUCUGGAAUACCUAGUGCAAUUUGACUAUGAUUUCUCCCCCAAUUUGUCUUUGGGUGAGACCUUUAUUUGGAUUCUGCGGUGAAUCAA
This is a messenger RNA of Corylus avellana, 3466 nucleotides long. RefSeq names its product putative potassium transporter 17. Gene Ontology annotation, biological process: potassium ion transmembrane transport. The record is from RefSeq and is a predicted model, not a curated record. Gene Ontology annotation, molecular function: potassium ion transmembrane transporter activity. Gene Ontology annotation, cellular component: membrane. Lineage: Eukaryota; Viridiplantae; Streptophyta; Magnoliopsida; Fagales; Betulaceae.